Messenger RNA from Cornus florida, 6421 nucleotides. Its product is annotated as protein CHROMATIN REMODELING 5. The transcript has 31 exons. The record is from RefSeq and is a predicted model, not a curated record. Gene Ontology annotation, molecular function: ATP binding; DNA binding; ATP-dependent chromatin remodeler activity. Gene Ontology annotation, biological process: regulation of transcription by RNA polymerase II; nucleosome organization. The coding region runs from base 558 to 5765 and encodes 1735 amino acids. Gene Ontology annotation, cellular component: chromatin; nucleus. NCBI's taxonomy places the organism in Eukaryota, Viridiplantae, Streptophyta, Magnoliopsida, Cornales, Cornaceae.
GUGGAGAGAGAAUGUAUCUAUAAACACGUCUCUCCAAACAAAAAAUAACCUUGCAAAUCCUAUUUUUCCCUGAUUACUACCUCUCUUUCUCUCUCUAGAAAAAACCUCAUUUUCUCUCUCUAUAAUUUUCUCUCUCUUCCCUGGACAUCAUCGACCGGUAAAUCCAGUUAUCUCGACCUCUGUAUCCGAAAUCGGUCGUUAUCCUCACCAGCCGGCGCGGAUUAGCCGCCGACCAUACUUAUCACUCCCAAUAUCUUGUAUAAAUCCCCGAAACCGAUUAUAUUUUAACGAUUUUAUCGCCGCCGGCGCGUCAGUUUUCGGCGUCGCCACCGUCUGACGUGUGCACGAUAUUUACUGUGCACCUUCUCCCUGUUUCUCUCUCUACUUUGACCGAAUUCGCAAAGCAAUUUUUCUCUCUCUACGGUGAGAAUCAGAAGAUAACAGAGAAAUUAAUUGCCUGUUGCUUCAGUGAUAGUUAAUGCUUUCCAUCUGAAUCAGUUGCCAUAUGUAGUAAAGAAGUGUAAGUAAAAAUCACUGAAAUUCCAUGUUAAGAGAAGAUGGCAUUUUUUAGGAACUGCUCGAGUGAAACAGUUUCACAGUCUGUCUUGGAUGAGAAGGGCCAGGAGCAAAGUACAGAUAGAGUUCACAGCAUGGUAGAAAAUGAUUAUGUAGAUGCGACUUCGAGCAAUAAAGAUCUUGAAAGAAGGACAGAAGCGCAGUAUCAAAGUGAUGGCGAACCAGAUGAUGCUGUUAGGUUGCAAGAUGAGGCUGCCACAGAUAAUGGUAUGAUGGCGAAUUUGCAGCCUUUUGGAAGGAAAACUCUUGCUGGAAAAUGGGGUUCGACUUUUUGGAAGGACUGUCAACCCAUGCAUCCUCGAGCUGGAUCGGAAUCUGGGCAGGAGUCGAAGAGUGGAUCUGAAUAUAAUAAAAAUGAGGUAGGAUCUGAGGAUGAUUCAUCAGAUAACAGGGAAGAUAGGUUAGAGUCUGAAGAUUAUGAUGGCCAGAAAAAUGUGGACAAAGUUCGAAGGGGCCAUGUUGAUGUCCCUGCGGAUGAGAUGCUGUCCGAUGAUUACUAUGAGCAGGAUGGAGAUGAUCAGAGUGACUCGUUGCAUUACAGAAUGCUACACCAUUCGAGUGGUUUUAAUUCCAAGCCACAAUUGAGGCCUGUGGCUGCAAACAACAAUGUUUCUAGGAAUUCAAAAGCUUCAAAUGGCAAAAAGUAUGAUGUUGAUGAUGGUGAUUAUGAAGAUGAUGAUGAUGAAGAUGAAGAUGAUCCUGAUGAUGCAGACUUUGAUCCUGAUUAUGGUGCCACAGGUGGCCGCACGGGGUACAAGUACCAGAAUGAAGACUGGGAUGCUGAAGAUUCUGAUGAAGAUGUUAACGGUGAUGAUGAUGAUGAUGAUCUGGAUAUCUCAGAUGAAGAUGAUACUUAUUAUAGGAAAUCAAGGGGUAGGCAACGAGGUAAGGGUGGACGUAGUAUAAAGUCUACCAGGGAACUUAAAUCAUAUACAUCAUCUAGUCGGCGUAAAAGGGGUAGAACAUCAUUUGAAGAGGAAGGCUCCUCUGCAAAGGACACAGAGAAUGAAAGUGAUGAGGAUUUCAGAAGUUUGACAAGAAGAGGUGCAUAUCUCCGCAAAAACAAUGGUGGUCGGUCCACAUCUUCAAAGAUCUCUAGAAAGCUCAGCGAACCCCGAACAUCAAGUCGGUCAGUGCGAAAAGUAUCUUAUGCCGAAAGCGAAGAAAGUGAAGAAUUAGAUGAAGGCAAGAAAAAAAGGAGCCAAAAGGAGGAGAUUGAAGAGGAAGACGGUGACUCAAUUGAAAAGGUGUUGUGGCAUCAGCCAAAGGGCAUGGCUGAAGAAGCUUUAAGGAACAACAAAUUAACAGAGCCUGUGUUGUUAAGCCACUUAUUUGACUCUGAACCAGAUUGGAAUGAGAUGGAAUUUUUUAUAAAAUGGAAAGGCCAGUCACAUUUGCAUUGUCAAUGGAAAUCAUUUUCUGAGCUACAAAAUCUUAGUGGUUUUAAGAAGGUUAUAAAUUACACGAAAAAGGUGAUGGAGGAUGUGAAGUAUCGGAAGGCUGUCUCCCGUGAGGAGAUUGAGGUCAAUGAUGUGAGCAAAGAAAUGGACUUGGAUCUCAUCAAGCAAAACAGUCAGGUGGAGAGAAUAAUUGCAGAUAGGGUCAGUAAAGAUUGUUCAGGUGAUGUGGUGCCAGAGUAUUUAGUCAAGUGGCACGGACUGUCUUAUGCUGAAGCAACUUGGGAGAAGGACAUAGACAUUGCAUUUGCUCAAGAUGCUAUUGAUGAGUAUAAGGCUCGUGAGGCUGCAAUGGCUGAGCAAGGGAAACUGGUGGAUUUUCAGCGUAGGAAGAGCAAAGCAAGUCUGAGGAAGCUUGAUGAGCAACCUGAAUGGUUGAUAGGCGGAAAACUUAGGGACUAUCAGCUUGAGGGCUUGAAUUUUCUUGUUAACAGUUGGAGAAAUGAUACAAAUGUCAUAUUAGCAGAUGAAAUGGGUCUUGGUAAAACGGUUCAGUCAGUUUCUAUGCUUGGUUUUUUACAGAACUCUCAACAGAUUCAUGGGCCAUUUCUUGUUGUUGUACCAUUAUCAACUUUGUCAAAUUGGGCCAAGGAAUUCAAAAAGUGGCUUCCUAACAUGAAUGUUAUUGUGUAUGUUGGAACUCGUGCAAGCAGAGAGGUUUGUCAGCAGUAUGAAUUUAACACUAACAAAAAAACAGGAAGGGGUAUGAAAUUUGAUGCUCUUUUGACUACAUAUGAGGUAUUGUUGAAGGAUAAGUCAGUGCUCUCCAAAAUCAAGUGGAACUAUCUUAUGGUAGAUGAAGCCCAUAGACUAAAGAACAGUGAGGCUUCACUAUAUACAACACUUUUGGAAUUUAGCACGAAAAACAAGUUGCUCAUCACUGGUACUCCGUUGCAAAACAGUGUUGAAGAACUAUGGGCUCUGCUUCAUUUUCUUGAUCCUGAUAAGUUCAGGAGCAAGGAUGAGUUUGUUCAGAAUUACAAGAAUCUUAGUUCAUUUAAUGAAAUUGAGCUUGCUAAUCUUCAUAUGGAACUGAGGCCUCACAUUCUUCGAAGAGUUAUCAAGGAUGUUGAGAAGUCCCUACCUCCAAAGAUCGAACGUAUACUUAGGGUUGAGAUGUCCCCGCUUCAGAAACAGUAUUAUAAAUGGAUUUUGGAACGCAACUUUCAGGACUUAAAUAAAGGAGUCCGUGGGAAUCAGGUCUCACUUCUAAAUAUUGUGGUAGAGUUGAAGAAAUGUUGCAAUCAUCCAUUUUUAUUCGAAAGUGCAGACCAUGGAUAUGGUGGGGAUGCAGACAUUACUGGUAGCAGUAAACUGGAGCGAAUAAUUUUAAGCAGUGGGAAACUAGUUAUACUUGAUAAACUGCUCGUUAGAUUGCAUGAGACAAAUCAUCGUGUGUUGAUUUUUUCUCAGAUGGUUAGAAUGUUGGAUAUAUUGGCAGAAUAUUUGUCAAUUAGAGGGUUCCAAUUUCAAAGGCUUGAUGGUAGUACUAAGGCUGAAAUGCGCCACCAGGCCAUGGAACAUUUUAAUGCACCUGGUAGUGAUGAUUUCUGUUUCCUUCUUUCAACUCGUGCUGGUGGCUUAGGCAUCAAUCUUGCAACAGCAGACACUGUGAUUAUAUUUGAUUCUGACUGGAAUCCACAAAAUGACCUGCAGGCAAUGAGCAGAGCUCAUAGGAUUGGGCAGCAAGAAGUUGUCAACAUCUAUCGAUUUGUUACAAGCAAGAGCGUUGAGGAAGAUAUCUUGGAGCGUGCUAAGAAGAAGAUGGUUCUUGACCAUUUGGUGAUUCAAAAACUAAAUGCUGAGGGUAGAUUGGAGAAGAAAGAAGCAAAAAAAGGAAGUUCCUUCGACAAGAAUGAGUUAUCAGCUAUCUUGAGGUUUGGGGCAGAGGAACUUUUCAAGGAAGACAAAAAUGAUGAAGAAAGUAAGAAGAGGCUUUUAAGUAUGGAUAUUGAUGAAAUUCUUGAAAGAGCAGAGAAGGUUGAGGAGAAGGUACCUGAGGGAGAGGAAGGGAAUGAAUUGUUGAGUGCUUUUAAGGUUGCCAAUUUCGGUAGUGCUGAAGACGACGGAAGUUUUUGGAGUCGCUGGAUAAAACCUGACGCUGUAGCCCAAGCUGAAGAAGCUUUAGCUCCCCGAGCUGCAAGAAACAUCAAGAGUUAUGCAGAGGCUAACCAAUCUGAGAGAAUUAAUAAAAGGAAAAAGAAGGGAGUUGAUUCUCAGGAGAGAGUCCAGAAGCGCCGCAAAGCAGAUUAUUCAGGCUAUUCAGUGCCAGCAAUUGAUGGAGCUGCUGCUCAAGUAAGAAGAUGGUCAUAUGGGAACUUGUCAAAAAGAGACGCUUCACGCUUUUUCCGUGCAGUUAAGAAGUUUGGGAAUCAGAGCCAAAUUGGCUUAGUUGCUGCAGAGGUUGGUGGGGCUGUUGAAACUGCUCCAACAGAAGCACAGAUUGAGCUUUUUGAUGCUUUGAUUGAUGGUUGUAGAGAAGCAGUUAAAGGAAGAAAUUUAGAUCCAAAGGGGCCUCUAUUGGAUUUUUUUGGUGUCCCUGUAAGGGCUAAUGACCUACUGAGCCGCGUUGAAGAACUUCAACUCCUAGCAAAGCGUAUUAGUCGCUAUGAUGAUCCGAUCUCACAAUUUCGAGCAUUGAUGUACCUGAAACCUGCAACUUGGUCCAAAGGUUGUGGGUGGAACCAGAAGGAUGAUGCGAAGUUGCUUCUGGGAAUCCACUACCAUGGAUUUGGCAAUUGGGAAAAGAUAAGAUUGGAUGAGAGACUUGGUUUAACAAAGAAAAUUGCUCCGGUGGAACUUCAACAUCAUGAAACCUUUCUACCACGGGCACCUAACUUGAAUGACAGGGCUUCUCAACUUUUAGAAAUGGAACUUGUGGCCAUAGGUGGGAGCACUUCAAAUGCGAAAGUGGGCCGCAAGGCUUCUAAGAAACAGAAGGAAAAUCUUUUGAACAUCCCAAUGUCUCGCAGCAAGGGCAAGCAAGGGAAACCAGGUUCUCCUAAACUUAAUUUCCAAAUGAACAAGGCGAGAGCUCCUAAACCCCAGAGAGUUGACCCUUUAGUUAAAGAAGAAGGUGAAAUGUCAGAUACUGAAGAAGUGUAUGAGCAGUUCAAAGAAGUGAAAUGGAUGGAAUGGUGUGAAGAUGUCAUGGUUGGUGAGGAAAAAACACUCAGACGUCUUCACAGGUUGCAGACUACCAGUGCUGAUCUCCCCAAAGAAAAGGUUCUUUCCAAAAUUAGAAAUUAUUUACAGCUUCUCGGACGAAAGAUUGACCAAAUUGUUCUAGAACACGAGGAGGAACCAUAUAAGCAAGAACGGAUGACUACACGUUUGUGGAAUUACGUCUCGACCUUUUCAAAUAUGUCUGGGGAGAGGCUUCAACAGAUUUAUUCAAAGCUUAAACAGGAGAAGGAGGAGGCAGGAGUGCUUCCAAGAGGUUGCAAAAAUGAGACCUCCUUAGAGACAUCAGUAUUAGUUCACAGGGGUUAUGAUACAGGAAAAUUUGAAGCAUGGAAGCGAAGGAGAAGAGCUGAAGCUGAUCCUCAUUCCCAUGUUGAUCCCUCAUAUCAAAGACCUACGAAUAAUGGUGCCCGUAUACCUGACCCAAACUCAAUGGGAAUUCUUGGAUCGGGACCAUCUAACAACAGAAAUUUCAGUAAUGAGAAACCUUAUAAGGUGCGACAGACUGGUUUUCCCCCGAGACAAGGCUUCUCAACAGGAAUCAAGUAGUUUUCCUCCCCUAAUGGAUGAGAGCCAGUGCAUUGGAGUGAAAAACGAGUUCGUUAUCCCCUAGUGGUAUGUUGCCGCUUCGGCCUUCAAUAUUCUCUGGAUAUUUUUUGCUCUUGAGAAUAAAUUUUUUUGCAGAUUCCUAUCGAGGAAUGUUAAGCUGAGUUGAAUCCAUUAUAUGAGAACUGCGUCUGUGAAAACUGGUGGCUGCCCAGAAAACUCGAAGAUCAUUUGAUAUUGCGGAAGAUGACAUAAAAACAAGAUACAUAAAAUCUUGCCUCAACAAUUUUCUUUUAGUUUUUCUCCUUCCAUAUAAAUCAAGCCAUUAAUUUCUUUACGUACAUAGUGGAUAGUAAAUUUUCUCCCUGGUCUUCUGAGAUAAACCUAUAUGAGGAACACGCUUUGUAUGUAUUAUGCCUUGGGAAAAGUGUACAUUAAGCAGUUUUGUAUCUCCAGCAUCUGAACCUUUAUUUUUUGUCCAUGCUAAUUAAUUAGUCUUAAUUUUGUCCAAUUAUUUUUUGGGGUAUGUUUUUCUAUUUAGUUGCAGAUAAAUUUAUUUUUUUUAAAAGUUGCCAAUAGACAAUAAUAAGAGACAUCUUCUAUUGGUCAAUUGUGUUUCACGUUGUUUAGUCGCUGUGAAUAACAUUUGCACUUUUUGA